AUGCAACUCGCAACCAUCUUUGCAGCCGGCGCUGCCGCAACUCUCUUUUCAGUUGGCGCCGUUGCCGACCAACGUGUUUCCGAGCGAUCGACCCACGAAGAAAGACAGCGUCCCGGUUAUUGCGAAGUGACAAUUCGCGACAGCUCAAAUAAUAUGAUGGUAAGACGACAGUUUCGACUAAUCAAAGCCGGCCACUCUGCCGGAUUCACGUUCAACAACUUUAAAUAUAACGUUCCGACCACCAAACUGUGUUUCAUAAAAAAUCCUGAUACAGUUGAAAAACUACCUGAUGGGUAUUAUUUUUAUGCGAAGGCCUAUGAAGGUCUAGGGCGCAUCGGGAUGACGAAGCAGACAAUCUAG
This is a messenger RNA of Pyricularia grisea, 360 nucleotides long. RefSeq lists its product as uncharacterized. The transcript has a single exon. Bases 1 to 360 code for a protein of 119 amino acids. Lineage: Eukaryota; Fungi; Ascomycota; Sordariomycetes; Magnaporthales; Pyriculariaceae. The record is from RefSeq and is a predicted model, not a curated record.